Molecule: messenger RNA, 5472 nt
Organism: Ixodes scapularis (black-legged tick)
Lineage: Eukaryota; Metazoa; Arthropoda; Arachnida; Ixodida; Ixodidae
Exons: 7
Coding region: 211-1650 (479 amino acids)
Cellular component (GO): mitochondrion
Source: RefSeq, a predicted model, not a curated record
UUCGUAAAAUAAGUUUUAUAUUACUUUAGCUCAACUUUGCAUGAAGCGCCCAUGCAUUUGAAUGGUGCUUCGCCUCGGAGCUCUGCGUUCGGCUUCUCUGCGCAGCAUGGCCGCGUGGUGCGGAAGUGACGACAUUUUUACUUCCGGUGCACCGGCUGCUAGCUGUGCUCUGCUGCUCGGCUGAAAUCGGUUGCGCGUCGUACCGUGGAAAUGGCUAGUCCCGAAGACGUUGCCGUGAAGCGGGUAGCAUUAUGUUCUGCAGUAUUCGCUGGGUUUGCCUACGUGGGAUACUCAAUCCUGAGAUCGGCAUUUUGCACCAAAGGCUGCGGCCGUGACGAUAAAGGCACUCGGAAACUGGUCAAGUUGAAAAAGAAGAAAAAACACAAGGGGGAAGUCCCGGAGCGGGACCAGAACCACCGCUCUAGUCAGACGGAUCUGACGGUUCCUGCGGACUACACCACAUCGUCUCCAGCAGAGCUGCAUUUCAUCCCCAAGUCGGUGCGGGACAAAGUGCGAGAGUUGAACCUCAAGGCGCGAAUGUUCGACGAGCAGUACUUUGCACGCAUCUUCCGGCCCCGAAGUCUGCAGAACUCCCCCUGGGGUUCCCCCAAGGCACUUAGUCCCGUCGCAGAUUCGAGCAGCAACAACCACAUCAGUCGGUCUGCCGAGAACAUUUACAUGAUGCCGGGAUCGCCACUCAAGCGCAAGAACUCUGGGCGGUCUUCUAGGGCAUCCCUCCACUGGCACUGCAACGACCUGAGUGCCAACCAUGCGGAGGAGCGCAGCCUGUACCGGGCGAUGGUGAAGGAGUCUGACGAGCGGCUGCAAGAGGUGCUCCAUGGCCUGUACAACAAGGCCCGGGUGAUGACUCUGUACGAGGCUAAGUGCCUGGUGACUCUGCUUGGGACCGGCAAUGAGGAUGUGCUUGUCAAGACGCUCACCACCAUGUCCAACUGUGCCGCCUUCACCAUCAACCAGGACUACCUAUGUGAUGUGGGGUGCCUGCCUCUGCUGAAGGACCUGUUGGACCACGAGUGCAUGGCCGUCCAAGUGGCAGCCACGCAGGCUAUUGCGAACAUGGCUGUCAAUGAAAGGAACCAGAGGCUUCUCCAGCCUUGCAUCCCACUGCUGCUGUCGGCGGCAGUGUCCCGGGACGGGGGCCGCUACCUGCAGACGGUCUCGCUGCUGUGCUUGACCAACCUGGCCCUCUCAGACGAGGCGCACGAGGCCUUCCGGGGCAGGCUGCACCAGCUCUGCAUCCUGGUGGAGACCGGAGAGGGCAAUGUGCGCCUGCAGACCCUCAAGCUGCUCGUGAACCUGUCGUGCAACUCCAGCAUGGUGCCCUACCUGUUGGCAGCCAAAGCGCCACAAAACCUGCACUCCCUGCUGGACGGCCCAGACCGCGAGGUGACUCUGCGAGUUCUCACCUACCUGGCCAACGUGGUGAGCUGCGCCGUCAAGAGAGGUCACACGAGCCUGCUCUCCCUGCCGCAAGAGCACAGGGCAGCCGCGCCCGAAACACUCUACGCGGCCCUCUGGGGCGCCCCUUCUGCGGACCACCUGAGGGCCAGGACGAGAGCCCUGGUGCUUAGCUCGGACGAGGACAUCAGCUUUCAGGCGGGGCGCGUGUACGACGCUCUCACGAGGUAACCUGUACGGGUCUGGAGUCGUGGCAUAGGGCAUUGGCUUUUGGCUCCCGGUCCAUAAGACCGAGCGAUUAUGGGAAAGAGUGCACAAUGCGGAGCGGUGGCUCGGAAGGUCUCGUCUGUGAAAGCCACAGGAGCUGCAAUGCUUGCGAGACCCAAACACCUACGAAUAAACUGUAGGGCACGCCUGUUCUUCAACGCGGGCCAUUACAGGAGUAAGCUUGUAAGCAUUCUCGCCAAAACAUCUCAGUUCCUGCCAUCUGUUGGUCCUGAAGAAAAUUGCAGUGUGGAGUGUUAGCACUUACUCGAGACAUUGCUUCUGAGGGUCUUGGAGCACCAUGCAAAUUGCCAUGCUCAAGUAUGAUUGACUCUUCCAUCUUGACUUGUUGAAACAGCAAUGUUCAAAAAAACGAGAGAUAAGUCACACUUGGUCCUAAGGGCAUUUUGGAAAGAGCUGGUUUAUGGCCUGUUCUUGCUAUAAAAUGCUUGUUCCCAACUUCCGCUGCCCUAAACUGAGUGAACCUCGGACGAGGUCUGUGUGGGGCACUGAUUUCAACAUCAUGUUUCGGGGAGCCUCAACGUCCUGCAUAAAUUAUGACUGUUCGUACUUGACACAUCUAUAGAAAAAGGUUUGUUGGUGAUAGUUCAAACCAGUCAGUGUCACUUCAAAUUAUUUAAUAACAUAUGUCAAAAUUUACGGCUAAAACCAACUGCAGCCCGAUUUCUGAUUUGUAUAGCACAGCUUGUCCCGUCAAACUGUGCUAGACGGGCUCUAUAAGGCCUUGCAUUUUUGGCAGGUAUGAAAGCAGGAGAUUACUUUCAAGAACAUGGCCACAAGUUCUUGAUUGUCGAAGAGUCAUUGUUGCUUUAGGAUCACUCAAAACUAUGCUUAGUUCUGCAAUCCCAGUACUUGUGAAAGUCUGACUGAGAUUACUAUGAUGAGCCUAGGCUACGGAAAACAUUGAUGGACAUGUGGAAUCGUUCCUGAGCGAUACAUUGAUGGAGAACAUUGAUGGAAUCGUUCCUGAGCGAUACACAUAGGGUUGUAAUCACAAUUAGUUGGAGCUUGGUGCCUGCUUCCAGUGAAGUGUGGUUGCGGCAGUUCAUGCCGUGACGAUUCUAUAAAGCUACUAACCUUUUGAAAGGAAGUCACAGUGGUUUGAUAAUUUACUGCAUUAUUUGAGGAGGACCCUUCAAAAGCAAAAAAUUAAUAUUGCUUUUUUUUCUUCUUUUUUUUUUCCAAUUGAAGGCACAAGUUUAACACUAAGAGGUAAUAACUGUACUGGCAUCCACCUUCUCAAUGCUUCAAAUUACGGGGAGUGUUUAGGAUUAAAUGCAGUCUAGUAGCAUUGACGAAUGGGAUAGUUGAUAGUUCAUCUUAACGUGUAGCAAACAGCGCAGAGACAUGGACAGUGCAGAAGACUGAAGAGUUUGUGUUUGUUUUCUACUCUGUCCAUGUCCCUGCGCUGUUUGUUACUUGUUAGGAUUAAAUGAAGUGGUGCAGAGGGCAACCAAGCUAGCUUGCUGUGCUCUGCAGCUUGCAAAGCAUUUAGUAUGUUUUUAGCAGCAGCAUGGGCAACAUGCUUAUGCCUUUAUCCUUGAGGUUUACUUAGCAUGGGCUUCGAGGCAAUAUACCUCCUGAGAAAAUAUCACAAGUUUGGAGAUGUCUGUGCUUGCAUAUUUGCUCACUUUUUUUUUUUUUUUUUUUUUAUCUGACAGUUGUGAGAGGAAGCACAAAGUUUAAGGUUUAGGAAUGUUAAUUUUGCACUACCGUUUCUCAUUUAUUGGGCUUUCAUAAAUCUCGAGUUUUGCUUAAUCGACCAUGCACAAAAUGCUCGAGACACUCGGAUAGGAAGAAAAACGCUUGCCGAAAAACCAGUUUCAUCAUUGUUGUGUCUGUGCAAGACAGCCCUGAAGUGGUCUUGUUAGCAGUGUUAAUUUGAGGUGUAUUGCUGGUUGGUGCAGCUUUUAUAUAUGCAAUCUUAAUUUUAUACAUCAUCAUCUGAUCUGUGUUGGUGUGCUAUAGAAGCCUCUGUUAAAAUUCAGAAUUUUUUAAGGUAGUUUCAUGUAGAAUUGAAGGGACUCUGAACCUUAUUGUGGCAAUAUCUGUCCCAUACUACAUAUGCUGCUCCAUUACCAAAGCGUAGACUAUAUAAACGUUUAGCAUACACCGUUUGCAACCAGCAGCAAGCUUGCUGCUAGUUGCAAACGGGUUAUGCAAGAGAACACAAGUUCUACUCGGGAAUGUCAAACCGAGGACAAGGUAUACGGCACUAGUCCACUAUAUUUCCAAAGGGAGUGGUCAUAUACAUAAAGACACCUAUAUUUGGGCAAUAUAUUUAUGUAGCAAACAUCUGGCUCAACUGGUGUAUAAAUCUAGCUUCUUUUGUGGCAAUAAUCAGAAAGAAUCUGAUGUUCUUAAUAAUUUCCUUUCAGUGGGGACAUUGAACAGCAGCAUAUUUUUUUCUUUUAGAUUGCCUUUAAUAAAGCCCAUUCGGCAUCCCAUUAUUGAUCACCUGCUUUGAGAUGGAGAUGGAAUAGGUCUGACUUCUUGUUUGGAAUGCCAUAACAUUAGCUGGCGACGAGGGCUACAUAUUUUUCUGCUUUGCCACAUACAUCUGAGAGACUGUCUGGUAUGCUUUUGUCUCGUUCCACAACACACAAUUGCAGUUGUCCCACACUGCAAAGCCCUUUUAUUUUGCUCCAAGUGUUCAAGCUCGCUGGGUCUAGGUACUCUUCAUUGGUUUGGGCUCGUAAACCCCCUCCCCCCAGCUUGUCGGGAAUGUUUGGGCUUCGGUGCGAGUGUGCGCCCAAUUUGUAGUGGACAUCCCUUUGGGUAGGUCAAAAAGCGAGCCUGUACUGAAUAAGAAAACCGUGAAUGAGUUUUGUGCAACUCGCACAUAUGGAUGCAAUAAUAUCCCACCUCAUUGCAACAGAUCUCUGGUUAGAGGUAGCUUGCCAGACUCGGGCUCCCACCGACACGUUUGUAGUCGCGGAAAACUUAAGAAGCGCGGGGCGUGGCUCCUUAUGUUCUCGCUCCAUGCUUCGCGAUUCAUUCUUCCUCGUUCUUAUCGGCAAACGCGGAGCAGCAGCAAGCUGCUCAGAACUCGCCACGCUCAGAGUUUCUUAACUAACUGUCGGCGACAAUAGCAAGUUUCAACAUGGGGCCGUAGCAUUAGCUUAAGCUACACUGGAGGAUGUUUUGACCGUGGGUUGGACUCGUUCAACAGCUUAGGUAGUUUUGGCAAGGAAUGGUUCACGUGGCAGACUCUACGUAUUUUUGCUACGUCAAAGUGAACAAGUACAAAGAGAAACUGUUAUUGCAUGCCGGCUGCACCGAAGACAAAGCUUCGGUGCAUUCCGGAAGCUGUGUUGGUUCAGGCCACCUCCUAGUGGGAGUAUAGUCCAUGUAAAUAGACAUUGCCCAGACUUUGUUUAGCAUUCUAAUGCUUUCUGUACAUAGUUUCAUAGAUGUGUGUACAUUUCUUGCAGCAGAGUGUUGCGGUGCGAUACUUUUUGGCUUCAUUUUUGUUUUGUCAGACUGGAGUCUUUGUGUAAUAAUGUUACAAGCUUUUUCUCUAGGUGAAGUACCCAGAGCCGUUAUUUUGCAUCGCAUUCCGACCGCCGAGUUAUUUCCUUGAAAAUUUUAUUUUGACCAAUGUAGUCUGACAUGUGCAAAGUGAAAACUGUGUUUCAUGCAAUAGACAGAGCCCGGUUGGAUUGUAAAAGAAUGUCAUGGUUUCCCGGUUGAAUAAAAGUGAGACAACUUUGUCGUCUGGUCACCGACUGCCCGACAGUGCUGCUACUCGAAGAAUAAACGUUUAUU